Molecule: messenger RNA, 441 nt
Organism: Punctularia strigosozonata HHB-11173 SS5
Lineage: Eukaryota; Fungi; Basidiomycota; Agaricomycetes; Corticiales; Punctulariaceae
Exons: 1
Biological process (GO): telomere maintenance; DNA repair
Molecular function (GO): DNA helicase activity
Source: RefSeq, a predicted model, not a curated record
AUGCCUUCACAAACACAGGCAAAGGAAACACUUAUACAUGACAUCAUCAUCGAAUUCUCAUUGAAUGAGGAGCAAGAAAGAGCAUUCAAGAUGGUUGUGGAGGGGUGCACAGGUGAUCAAAAACAGCUCAUGAUGUAUAUAGGCGGAAUGGGUGGAACAGGCAAAUCGCAAGUGUUCAAGGCUAUCACAGCAUUCUUUGAGAGGAGGGGUGAAGCAUAUCGAUUCAUGAUAAUGGCACCCACUGGAAGUGCUGCAGCCAAUGUAGGUGGCUCAACAUAUGCAUCUCUGCUUGGGAUUGGAAGGGAUGAAUUUGGGUCUUCCUCAGUGGCUACACUAUCAAAGAUACGGGAGAGAAUAGGUCGAGCAGAUGUAUUUCUCAUAGAUGAAGUGUCUAUGGUCAGCUGCGAGCAGCUGGCAAAGAUCUCAUCACAGUUGUGCUUA